CCCCCCAUCUCUCCCUGGCUUCCUCUGUCUCCCUGUGUCUCACCCCCUCUUUUAAUCUCCCCCAAAUCACUCUUUCCAUCUGUCUCUUGCUGUCUGCUGGAGCGUUGUGACCGGAGAACCAGCAGCCCGGGCGCUCCCCCUGCCCGCCUCUCCAUGGCCCCCUCGCUGGCUCUGGCCGGGGCCGCCCUGCUGGCGGGCGUGCUCCCCUGCUCCGGGGACACCCCUGCCUCGGCCUCCCCGGCGCCCACCGCGAGCCCCAACGCGAGCCAGGAGAGCAGCUGCCCGGGCUCCACCCGCUGCCAGCCCGGGGUCCUGCUGCCCGUGUGGGAGCCGGACGACCCGUCGCUGGGGGACAAGGCUGCCAGGGCCGUGGUCUACUUCGUGGCCAUGGUCUACAUGUUCCUGGGAGUGUCCAUCAUCGCCGACCGCUUCAUGACCUCCAUCGAAGUCAUCACCUCCAAGGAGAAGGAGGUCACGGUCACCAAGAGCAACGGCGAGACCAGCGUGGGCACCGUGCGCAUCUGGAACGAGACCGUCUCCAACCUGACGCUGAUGGCCCUGGGCUCCUCGGCCCCGGAGAUCCUGCUGUCCGUCAUCGAGGUGUGUGGCCACAACUUCCAGGCCGGGGAGCUGGGGCCGGGCACCAUAGUGGGCAGCGCCGCCUUCAACAUGUUUGUGGUCAUCGCCGUCUGCAUCUACGUCAUCCCCCCCGGGGAGAGCCGGCGCAUCAAGCACCUGAGGGUCUUCUUCGUCACGGCCUCCUGGAGCAUCUUUGCCUACAUCUGGCUCUACCUCAUCCUGGCCGUGAUCUCGCCCGGGGUGGUCCAGGUGUGGGAAGCCCUCCUCACUCUGGUGUUCUUCCCCGUCUGCGUGGUCUUCGCCUGGAUGGCCGACAAGCGCCUGCUCUUCUACAAGUACGUCUACAAGCGCUACCGGGCCGACCCCCGAAGCGGGGUCAUCAUCGGGGCCGAGGGCGACUACCCCAAGGGCAUCGAGAUGGACGGCACCUUCGUGGGGCCCGACCACCACCGCGUGGAGGCCGGGAUCGGGCCGGGCCCGAGCCCCGAAGACCGGGAGCUGGACGAGAGCCGGAAGGAGGUGAUCCAGAUCCUCAAGGACCUGAAGCAGAAGCACCCCGAUAAGGGCCUGGACCAGCUGGUGGGGAUGGCCAACUACUACGCCCUCCUGCACCAGCAGAAGAGCCGGGCCUUCUACCGCAUCCAGGCCACGCGCCUCAUGACCGGGGCCGGCAACGUGCUCCGCAAGCACGUGGCCGACGCCUCCCGGAAGCCGGCCCUGCUGGACGGGCCCGAGGAGGAGGAGGAGGACGGGGCCAGCCACAUCUUCUUUGAGCCCAGUCUCUACCACUGCCUGGAGAACUGCGGCUCCGUCCUGCUCUCCGUGGCCUGCCAAGGCGGGGAGGGAAACAGCACCUUCUACGUGGACUACCGGACCGAGGACGGCUCGGCCAAGGCCGGCUCCGACUAUGAGUACAGCGAGGGCACGCUGGUUUUCAAGCCUGGGGAGACUCAGAAGGAGCUGCGCAUCGGGAUCAUCGACGACGACAUCUUCGAGGAAGACGAGCAUUUCUUCGUGCGGCUGAUGAACCUGCGGGUGGGGGACGCCCAGGGCAUGUUCGAGCCCGACGGCGGCGGGAGGCCCAAGGGCCGGCUCGUGUCCCCCGCGCUCGCCACCGUCACCAUCCUGGACGACGACCACGCGGGCAUCUUCACGUUCCAGGACCGGCGGCUGCACGUCAGCGAGUGCAUGGGCACCGUGGACGUCCGGGUGAUCCGCAGCUCCGGCGCGCGGGGCACCGUCCGCCUGCCCUAUCGCACCGUGGAGGGCACGGCUCGCGGCGGGGGCAUCCACUACGAGGACGCCUGCGGGGAGCUCGAGUUCGGAGACGACGAGACCAUGAAAACUCUCCAAGUGAAGAUAGUGGAUGAUGAGGAGUAUGAGAAGAAAGACAACUUCUUCAUUGAACUGGGGCAACCCCAGUGGCUGAAGCGAGGGAUCUCAGCUCUCCUGCUCAAUCAGGGGGAUGGAGACCGCAAGCUGACUGCAGAAGAAGAGGAGGCUCGGAGAAUUGCGGAGAUGGGAAAGCCGGUCCUGGGGGAGAACUGCCGCCUCGAAGUCAUCAUAGAGGAAUCUUAUGACUUUAAGAACACAGUGGACAAGCUCAUCAAGAAAACAAACCUGGCUCUCGUGAUUGGGACCCAUUCCUGGAGGGAGCAGUUUCUAGAAGCUAUCACUGUCAGCGCAGGGGAUGAGGAAGAGGAGGAGGACGGGACGAGGGAGGAGCGGCUGCCCUCCUGCUUCGACUACGUGAUGCACUUCCUGACGGUCUUCUGGAAGGUGCUGUUCGCCUGCGUGCCCCCCACUGAGUACUGCCACGGCUGGGCCUGCUUCGGGGUGUCCAUCUUGGUCAUCGGGCUCCUGACCGCCCUCAUCGGCGACCUGGCUUCCCACUUCGGCUGCACCGUGGGCCUCAAGGACUCCGUCAACGCCGUGGUCUUCGUGGCCCUUGGGACGUCCAUCCCGGACACGUUCGCCAGCAAGGUGGCGGCCCUGCAGGACCAGUGUGCCGACGCCUCCAUCGGCAACGUGACGGGCUCGAACGCCGUGAACGUGUUCCUGGGCCUCGGCGUGGCCUGGUCGGUGGCCGCGGUGUACUGGGCGGCGCAGGGCCGGGCCUUCGAGGUGCAGGCCGGGGCGCUGGCCUUCUCCGUCACGCUCUUCACCAUUUUCGCUUUCGUGGCCGUGUCCGUCCUGCUCUAUCGCCGGCGGCCGCACAUCGGGGGCGAGCUGGGGGGCCCGCGGGGGCCCAAACUGGCCACCGCCGCCCUCUUCCUGGGCCUCUGGCUCCUCUACAUCCUCUUUGCGAGCCUGGAGGCCUACUGCCACAUCCGGGGCUUCUAGGAGAUGCUCCGCCUCCGGGCGGCCCUCCGGCCCCGCCCACCCUAAGGAUCUAUGACCACGCCCACGCUCCUGGGGGGUGGCCCAGUCCCAUCCCAGGGAGCUCUCCCCUCGUGCCCAGGUAGUU
Molecule: messenger RNA, 3046 nt
Organism: Antechinus flavipes (yellow-footed antechinus)
Lineage: Eukaryota; Metazoa; Chordata; Mammalia; Dasyuromorphia; Dasyuridae
Gene: SLC8A2
Product: solute carrier family 8 member A2
Exons: 10
Coding region: 154-2922 (922 amino acids)
Biological process (GO): calcium ion import across plasma membrane; cell communication; sodium ion transmembrane transport
Cellular component (GO): axon; sarcolemma; postsynapse
Molecular function (GO): calcium:sodium antiporter activity
Source: RefSeq, a predicted model, not a curated record